AGAAGUAGACCGUGCACACGCCGGUGUACACAGUGGACCAGGACCAGGAUGAAGACUCUUAUGGUGUUUGAUUUUGACCACACAGUUGUGGAUGACAACAGUGACACUUGGGUGAUAAGAUGUCUUCCUGGUGGGACCCUCCCUGACUCGUUGAGGAACUCCUAUAGAAAAGGACACUGGACUGAAUUCAUGGGAAGAGUGUUGAAGCAUAUAGGAGAGCAGAAUGUGACUCCUGACCAGAUCCGCAGCGUUUUGGAGACUAUCCCUUUCACAGAUGGAAUGAAAGAGUUACUGACCUACAUCUCCCAGCAUAAGAACUCCAUUGACUGCAUCGUGAUCUCCGAUUCCAACACACUGUUCAUCGAGUGGAUCCUACAAGCCUCCGGACUACAAUCUGCCGUCGACCAUGUGUUUACAAACCCUGCUGACAUAAACGAACAAGGCUACAUGGAGGUACGCGGCUACCACACUCACAACUGCACCAAAUGCCCUGUUAAUAUUUGCAAGAAAGAGGUGCUAGCACUUUAUCUGUCGCAACAUUCAGAGCGCGGUGUGGAGUACGAGAAGGUUUUCUAUGUAGGAGAUGGAGGGAAUGACCUUUGUCCUACCGCCUGUCUAAGAGAGCAAGAUGUAGUAAUGCCAAGGAAAGGCUACUCUUUAGAGAAACAUCUGAUUCAACUGGAAAAUCAGACCGGCUCUAUAAGGCCUCGUGUGAUGGCUUGGAGCAGUGGUAACGAAAUACUACAAGAGCUAAAAGCAACUGUCUAGUCACUAUGCACAAUGUUGCUUUUACUUUGCAAAAAAAGAGGAUUUUAUUGAGUGUAAGUAAAAAAAAAAAAAUCAGUUUUAAAUCAUACAAAGUUAACAAACUUCAAAAUGUGAAAUAUACUUGAAUGGUACCUCAGGGCAUUCAUAAGGUUAGGUAAAGCUUGACCUGUUGUCUGAUCGGACAAAAAAUAAAUAACACCAUUGAAUAGUAUUAAAAUAAUGAUUGUUUAAAAAUGCACUUAGAAAAUUAUAAUGUUAUAGCAGUUUAAGCUCGAGUAAAGGUUGUUUAGUAGAGACACUGUCUAUUUUUUUUUUAUCAAGCCAAAUUGUUAAAAGUGGUGUAAUUGUUAUUUUAGUUGUACCUGAUUCUUCUUUGUCUAUAUCCGAUUCACAGGACAAACCUUUGCAAAAUCUGCAGGUUGAACAUCUGUCUGAUUUGGUCAUGUCUUAUACAACUUACAGUUACAAAAGCGGUUGUCUGAUGAAACCUUGUACCGCCAUAUUGUGUAACUUUGUUUUGGUACAUCAGCACAAACUUUUACUUACAUUAAACAGAAGUAAAUGAAAACCAAUGCGUUAAUUACAAACAAAAUAAGAGAGUUUUUAUUUUUUUAAACACAAAAAAAAUUUAAUUCUGUCUCGUUCGCACUAGUAAUUUAAUCGUUAUUGUAACUUAUGAUGAAUGAAUAAAUGUCAUGUUUAUAACUUACAUUUAACUAUUUUGUACAUGUAGCUGAUAUGGCUGGACUUAAUUAAGUAGUUUAAUAAAAAAAAAAAAAUGAAACGCACAUUACUUAUGUCAGUAUUCUAUUCACAAAAACAUAUUUAAGUUUGACUAAUUAAAUAUUUCAUGUACUUCUCAUAAACAAUAUACUGUUAAUGUACUGCCUGUUUUGUAUUUAUUUUACACUGAACUAAUUAAACAAAUUUCAUGUGUCGAUGUU
Messenger RNA from Periophthalmus magnuspinnatus, 1712 nucleotides. It is a transcript of the gene phospho2, whose product is annotated as phosphatase, orphan 2. Gene Ontology annotation, molecular function: phosphatase activity. The transcript is spliced from 4 exons. The record is from RefSeq and is a predicted model, not a curated record. Bases 49 to 768 code for a protein of 239 amino acids. Lineage: Eukaryota; Metazoa; Chordata; Actinopteri; Gobiiformes; Gobiidae.